GUAGAAGAUUGUCCUUUAUCAUACUUCGAGUCUGGAAACUUCAAUCAAGUGCCUACUAUGCUAGGCUACACUGCAGAAGAGGCAAUUUUGUUCACGCUAGAAUUGGAUGUUGAACGACAGAGAAUUCAAAACAAGUUGCUGAAUAGUUCUGGGGUUGUAGAUCUGACAGGUCACAACCAGCUUUACAUAAAUACGAUGAACUCUGUUAUGAAUGAUAGUUUGUGGGAAAUAAUAAAGGCUGCAUCAUUAUACGACUUUUCUGGUCCAGUGGAUCUCAUGCAGAGGCUUUUGACUAAGAACCCUGGCCAUUUGCCUGUUUACUUCUAUCGUCUGUCCUACGAUACACAGUACAACUUUCACAGACAAGUUAAUCCUAACAUUGGCGGUACGUCUCACGCUGACGAUAUUCCUAUGACGUUCUACCUUGCCGGGUAUCCCAAAGAUCCAAACCAUCCAGUUAAUGUUUACGCCAAGAAAGUCACUACAAUGUGGGUGAACUUCAUAAAAUACGGAAAUCCUACUCCGUUUGCAUCGAAAAUAAACGGAACACGUUGGAUAGCUUCAGGAAAGCAAGGACUGCAACUGGACUUGAGAAACGAUAACUUCGUAAUGAGCAAUCGCUUCAUCGUUGACCGCGACGCGUUAGUUAUGGAGAAGUAUUACAAUGGUUUACCUGUUACAUCGGAAUGCAAGAAUUAUCCAUUGAGCACCUCGAGAGGCGUGUUUAACUGAGACAUGCUGCCAA
Molecule: messenger RNA, 745 nt
Organism: Hylaeus anthracinus
Lineage: Eukaryota; Metazoa; Arthropoda; Insecta; Hymenoptera; Colletidae
Exons: 5
Coding region: 58-732 (224 amino acids)
Source: RefSeq, a predicted model, not a curated record